AUGUCUAGAAGGUACAACAAGCAAGCAGAAAAACAGCUCAUUGACAUUGUCAAUAGCAGAAGUAACGUUAACAAGUGUGGCGAAUGUGGCAGCGACUACCCCACAUGGGCGUCAUGGAACUUGGGCAUCUUGCUCUGUGGCCGGUGUGCCAACAUCCAUAAGAAGGUACUCCAAACCAACGGACCUCGCGGCGGCCCCAUUUCAAAGGUUAAGUCUUUGACUCUUGAAUCGUGGUCUGAUGACCAAAUCGACCUGUUGCGCCGCAUCGGCAACAAAAAGGCCAAGCAGCGCUGGAACCCCAAGAAAGUACCUUUUCCUCACGACUAUGACGACAACGACGCUCCCGUGGAGCAGUGGAUGCGGGACAAGUACAUAUUGCAGAAGUUCCGGUACGAUCUGGGUGAAAUUGAUGAUGCCGAUGAUAAGUUUUCCCGCUACUCCAACGAUAGCGGAGCUCUGACUCCGGCAGGAAGAUCCCGGCUGUCAACACUCACCGGCGGACGUCUGAGAUCAAACACGGGUCAAAUCCCACGGUUGCUGCACCGGAAACUCACUCAGUUCGAGCAGACCCAGUUCUCUUCACAGCUUGACAAGAUUUUGGGCUUCGGGUACACGGACCGAGAUGCCGUGUUGGAGAGUUUGAUUUUGAGUAGGGGAGACAUUCUGUUUGCCUUGGACAUUUUGGAUCACGACUCCAAGGUAAAUCCAACUCUGGCUGAGCUUCCGCCUGAUUUGCCCAAGCGGCCCUCGACUGCUGGUGUAUCGACUGCUUCGAAUAGUGGGGCACCUCAGGUUACCGCAACGACUUCCUCUGAGUGGUGGAACUCGCAGACUGGUUCACAGAGCUCCUCGCAAAACCAGACGGGAGUGCAGUUGAAUGGCCAGCCGCAGAUCUACCAAUACACUGAUCCAAUCACUGGACAGGUGUCGUAUAUCGACUCGAACGGCCAGCAGUACUUGGAUCCCAACAAUCCACAGCACCAACAGAUGUUAAUGCAACAGACCAACCCACAGCUCAUUGCUCAACAGACCAAUAAGCAGAAUAUCUUGUCUCUCUACAAUCAGCCAGACAAUUUCACUACCAACGUUGCCGUUUCUACGAGCCAGAUGCAACAGCAGCAGCAACAACCCAUGCAAAUGCAACAACCUAUGCAGCAGAUACAACAGCCAUUGCAGCAGCAGUUGCAACCAGCACAGACGGGUUUCCAGUAUGCUCAGGGCCAAGUGUACAUGCAACCCGGCCAGAAUGGAAUGUAUGGACAGCAAACUCAAUAUGGCCAGCCCCAACAACAAUACUGGCGAUAA
Messenger RNA from Sungouiella intermedia, 1305 nucleotides. NCBI's taxonomy places the organism in Eukaryota, Fungi, Ascomycota, Pichiomycetes, Serinales, Metschnikowiaceae. The record is from the annotation of a GenBank genome assembly.